Messenger RNA from Oryza sativa Japonica Group (Japanese rice), 3333 nucleotides. Its product is annotated as alpha-amylase 3, chloroplastic. Gene Ontology annotation, biological process: carbohydrate metabolic process. NCBI's taxonomy places the organism in Eukaryota, Viridiplantae, Streptophyta, Magnoliopsida, Poales, Poaceae. The record is from RefSeq and is a predicted model, not a curated record. Gene Ontology annotation, molecular function: calcium ion binding; alpha-amylase activity.
GCAAGAAAACCCCCCCACCGGGCCUUCGCUGUCGUCGAUGACCAGUGGGCCCGCGAGACAAUCUAGCCGUUCUUCAUUUUUUUCGCUUUCCUGCCACGUAAACCGACCCGUGGGAUAUCUCGCCCCUUUUUCUAGUAUUUUUUUUUCUUUUCGGUACUCCACGCUCGUUCUUUCGCUUUUCAUCCCCUUCGCGUCCGUUUCUUCCCUUUCUCCCCCCAUUUUUCUACCUCCCUUCUCCAUAGCUCACGCUCCUUCACGCACACGCCUCGCUCGCGCGCGCACACAGGGGGGAGGAGGAGGCAGGUCGGCGGCAUGGCGGUGGCGAGCUGGAGCAUUCCGGCGAUCCCGCGGGCGGGUCCGACAGCGAGGGGUGUGCUGCUCGGCGGCGCCUUCGUGACGGCCGCGCGGCCGCCCGUGGCGUGGCGGUGCCGGGCCACGCUCCCUAGGAGAGUGAGGCUCGGUGGCGUGGUGGCCCGUGCCGGUGCGGCGGAGACGCCGGUGGCCGGCUCCGGGGAAGCCGGGUUGCUGUUCUCCGAGAAGUUCCCCUUGCGCCGAUCCCGAACGGUGGAAGGGAAGGCGUGGGUGAGGGUCGAUGCGGAGCCGGAUGGGGAGGGCAAGUGCAAGGUUGUGAUCGGGUGUGAUGUAGAGGGGAAGUGGGUGCUGCAUUGGGGUGUCUCCUACGAUGGUGAGCAGGGAAGAGAAUGGGACCAACCUCCUUCAGACAUGAGACCUCCCGGUUCAGUGCCUAUUAAGGACUAUGCAAUUGAAACAUCUUUGGACACUCCACACAAUUCAGAAGGCAAGACGAUUCAUGAAGUGCAAAUCAAAAUUGAUAAGGGCACAUCAAUUGCUGCUAUCAAUUUUGUUCUAAAGGAAGAGGAAACAGGUGCUUGGUUUCAGCACAAGGGUCAGGAUUUCAGAAUACCUUUAAGUGGAUCCUUUGGUGGAGAUCUACUAGGAACAGAACAAGAUAUUGAUGUCAGGCCAGGGGCUUUAGGUCACCUAUCUAACGUGUUACAGAAACCUGAGGGACCUAUUGCUGAGCCUCAUAAAACUGUACCCGAUGAUAAAGGUUCAAGAACCAAACACAUUUCAGGUUUCUAUGAGGAAUACCCAAUCUUAAAAACGGUGUAUGUUCAGAAUUUUAUAACUGUUAAUGUGAGGGAAAACAAUGGAACAACUAAACAUGCUGUGGAAUUCGACACUGAUAUUCCUGGAGAAGUUAUCAUUCAUUGGGGAGUUUGCAAAGACAAUACCAUGACAUGGGAGAUCCCCCCAGAACCACAUCCACCUGCAACGAAGAUAUUCCGACAGAAAGCUCUUCAGACCAUGCUACAACAAAAAGCUGAUGGAACAGGCAACUCUCUAUCAUUCUUACUGGAUGGAGAGUAUUCUGGUCUGAUUUUUGUGGUAAAACUUGAUGAGUAUACUUGGUUGAGAAAUGUGGAGAAUGGAUUUGAUUUCUACAUUCCUCUUACAAGAGCAGACGCCGAGGCUGACAAACAGAAAGCCGAUGAUAAGUCUUCACAAGAUGAUGGCUUAAUCAGUGAUAUAAGGAAUCUGGUGGUUGGGCUGUCGUCUAGAAGAGGUCAGCGAGCGAAGAAUAAAGUUCUGCAAGAGGAUAUCCUACAAGAAAUUGAGAGGUUAGCGGCAGAAGCUUAUAGCAUUUUUAGGAGCCCCACAAUUGAUACUGUAGAGGAAUCUGUUUACAUUGAUGACUCAUCCAUUGUGAAGCCUGCUUGUUCUGGUACUGGAUCUGGAUUUGAAAUAUUGUGUCAAGGAUUUAACUGGGAAUCUCAUAAGUCAGGAAAAUGGUAUGUGGAACUUGGCUCAAAGGCCAAGGAGUUGUCAUCGAUGGGUUUCACCAUUGUCUGGUCACCACCACCUACUGAUUCUGUGUCGCCUGAAGGAUACAUGCCAAGGGAUUUGUAUAAUCUAAAUUCCAGAUAUGGGACCAUGGAAGAGUUGAAGGAGGCUGUGAAACGUUUUCAUGAAGCCGGUAUGAAGGUUCUUGGUGAUGCCGUCCUGAAUCACAGGUGUGCUCAAUUUCAGAACCAAAAUGGCGUCUGGAAUAUUUUUGGUGGACGCCUUAACUGGGAUGAUCGAGCAGUUGUUGCAGAUGAUCCACAUUUCCAGGGAAGAGGAAACAAGAGCAGUGGAGAUAACUUCCAUGCAGCCCCAAACAUUGAUCACUCGCAAGAGUUUGUGAGGAGUGAUCUUAAAGAAUGGCUUUGUUGGAUGAGAAAGGAAGUUGGAUACGAUGGAUGGCGACUUGAUUUUGUUCGCGGAUUUUGGGGUGGAUAUGUCCACGAUUACUUGGAAGCAAGCGAACCAUAUUUUGCAGUAGGAGAGUACUGGGAUUCUCUCAGUUACACCUAUGGUGAAAUGGAUUAUAAUCAAGAUGCCCACAGGCAGAGAAUAGUUGAUUGGAUAAAUGCUACAAAUGGAACUGCUGGUGCAUUUGAUGUUACCACGAAAGGAAUACUUCACUCUGCACUGGAAAGAUCUGAGUACUGGCGUCUGUCUGAUGAAAAAGGAAAACCCCCUGGAGUGUUAGGUUGGUGGCCUUCGCGUGCUGUCACAUUUAUAGAAAAUCAUGACACUGGUUCUACUCAGGGUCAUUGGAGAUUCCCCUUUGGUAUGGAGUUGCAAGGCUAUGUCUACAUCUUAACUCACCCAGGCACUCCUGCAAUCUUCUAUGAUCAUAUAUUUUCGCAUUUACAGCCAGAGAUUGCUAAAUUAAUUUCUAUUAGAAAUCGCCAAAAGAUCCAUUGCCGUAGCAAGAUCAAGAUACUGAAAGCAGAGGGAAAUUUAUAUGCGGCAGAGAUUGAUGAGAGGGUAACAAUGAAGAUUGGCGCAGGACAUUUUGAGCCAAGCGGCCCCACAAACUGGGUAGUUGCUGCCGAGGGACAGGAUUACAAGGUCUGGGAAGUGUCAUCGUAGACUUGCCGCGCUGGUACUUGCAGAACUUCUAUUGUAGACAGUAUACAACCAUUCGGUAUAGCUCACAAAAGGAAAACUGAAUAGCACAAAGCUAGAGUUCGGCAUCCUGCUGAUGGUACCAAGAAAAGAAGUGGACAGCAAGGGCAAUGGAACCACUUGUCCUACCGAAAAGAUUUCACCAAUGCAGUGAAAUUACAUUGUAAAUUCGAACAUUUGAUCAUGCAGAAUCACCGGUUAUCCUGUGAAUAAUUUGUCUGCAGGCAAUUCGCCUGUUGAUGUAUGCAUGUUCUUUAUACAUUUUUGCAGAGAUACCUCCACCAUGUUGGAGCUAUGUAAUACUAUGUGAUACACUUUGGCGAUAAAUAAAUGAAGUGCAUGCAUUUCUUGCUA